GUGACAGGUGACAUGCAUUCUGAUGCCGCUGUGAGAGAACCUCUCAGUGAAUUGUGCAGAAAAUACAAACUUACAGGAUGAAACUGGAAAAGGAAAAAGCCGAUAGAAGAGAGAAGAAGAAGAAGAAGUCCAAACACUCCUCUAAAGACCGAGACAAGGGGUCUGAGCUGAACGGCAAACACAAGUCCUCCUCGAAGAUGAAGCGGUCAGAGAGUCCGUCAGGAGUCCGCAGUCUGAUGUUGAUGAGUUUCAGCAGCGCAGUGAAAUAUGAAGCAGGAGAUUCUGACACACAUGAGGAUGUCAAAGUAGAUCCUGAUGAAAGAAAUGAUGGACGGCAGAAAUCAGGUUCUCCAGAAAUCAACAACAACAGAGAGAAGGCAGACGACGGUCACCAGUGUGACUCUCUGAAGAUGAAGAAGAAGAGGGUCAAAGAUGAGAAACAGGAGAAGAAUCAGUCGUCUUCGAGGAAAAGGAAGAAGACGAGUUCUGAACAUGAUAAAACAGAGAAGAAGAAGAUCAAGAAAGACGGAGAGCAGGAGGAGAAGAAGAAGGAAAGGGGGAAGAAGGACGAGGAGUCUGAGAAGUGGAAGUGGUGGGAGGAAGGAAAGUCAUCAGACACUCAGAAAUGGAGCAGUUUGGAGCACAAAGGACCGUACUUCCCUCCUGAAUACGAGCCGCUGCCUGAUAACAUCUGCUUUAAAUAUGACGGUCAGCCGGUGAAGCUCAGUCCUGUGACGGAGGAGAUCGCCACGUUCUACGCUAAGAUGCUGGAUCAUGAAUACACCAGUAAAGAUGUGUUUCAGAACAACUUCUUCAGCGACUGGAGGGAGGAAAUGACGAAAGAAGAGCGGAAGCAGAUCAAGACGCUCUCCAAGUGUGACUUCACUCAGAUCCACAAGUAUUUCGUGGAGAAGUCUGAGGAGCGUAAGAACAUGACGAAGGAGGAGAAGCAGGUCCUGAAGGAGGAGGCCAGCCGGCUGAUGGAGGAGUACGGCUUCUGUCUGCUGGAUGGACACCGCGAGAAGAUCGGGAACUUCAAGCUGGAGCCGCCGGGACUGUUCCGCGGACGAGGAGAACAUCCCAAGAUGGGCAAGCUGAAGAAACGCAUCCAGCCGGAGGACGUGACCAUCAACUGCAGCCAGGACUCGAAGAUCCCGACGCCCCCUGCAGGCCACCGCUGGAAGCGCGUGCAGCACGAUAACACGGUCACAUGGCUGGCGUCGUGGCUGGAGAACAUCCACGGACGACCCAAAUACAUCAUGCUGAACCCCAGCUCCAAACUCAAGGGCGAGAAGGACUGGCAGAAGUACGAGACGGCGCGGCAGCUGAAGAUGAAGGUGGACUCCAUCAGGAAACAGUACAGACGCGACUGGACCUCACGAGAGAUGAAGAUCCGGCAGAGAGGAGUCGCCAUCUACUUCAUCGACAAGCUGGCGCUGCGAGCGGGGAACGAGAAGGACGAUGAGUCUGCAGAUACGGUGGGCUGCUGCUCUCUGCGUGUGGAGCACAUCACGCUCCACCGGCGUCUGGACGCUCAGGAACACGUGGUGGAGUUCGACUUCCUGGGAAAAGACUCCAUACGCUACUACAACAAGGUUCCUGUGGAGAAACAGGUGUUCAAGAAUCUCAAGCUGUUCAUAAAACACAAGGAUCCAGAAGAUGAUUUAUUUGACCGAAUUACAACGGUCAAACUCAACAAAACCCUGAACGAGUGUAUGCCCGGACUGACGGCCAAAGUGUUUCGAACCUUCAACGCCUCGACCACGCUGCAGGAUCAGCUCAACAAACUCACCACAGAGGGCAUGACGGUGGAGGAGAAGAUCCUGUCGUAUAACCGAGCGAACCGAGCCGUGGCCAUCCUCUGUAACCACCAGAGGGCAGCACCCAAAACCUUCGAGAGGUCCAUGCAGCUGCUGCAGGAGAAGAUCCAGAAGAAAAAGGAGCAAAUUGAAGAUGCCAAAAAGGAGCUGAAGGAAGCAAAGAAAGCACAUAAAGACGCUCCGUCUGACAAAUCUAAGAAGCUGCUGGAGAAGAAGGAGAAGGCUGUUCAGAGACUCAGUGAUCAGCUGAAGAAGCUGCAGCUGCAGGAAACUGAUCGUGAGGAGAACAAGGUCAUCGCUCUGGGCACGUCCAAACUCAACUACCUGGACCCUCGCAUCAGCGUGGCAUGGUGUAAGAAACAUCAGGUGCCUAUCGAGAAGAUCUACAACAAAACCCAGAGGGACAAGUUUGCCUGGGCCAUCGACAUGACCGACGAGAACUUCCAGUUCUGAAGACCCCCCCGAGCCCCUGUGCUGGGAUUAUUUGUGUGCUUUUGUUUUUUGAAUCAAUCUGAUGAUGAAGAUGAUGAUGAUGAUAGUGUAAAGUAAAGCCUCUCGUACAUCA
Carassius auratus (goldfish) is the source of this 2385-nucleotide messenger RNA. Its product is annotated as DNA topoisomerase I, mitochondrial. Gene Ontology annotation, molecular function: DNA topoisomerase type I (single strand cut, ATP-independent) activity; DNA binding. Gene Ontology annotation, cellular component: nucleolus; chromosome. Gene Ontology annotation, biological process: chromosome segregation; DNA replication; DNA topological change. Bases 78 to 2273 code for a protein of 731 amino acids. The transcript is spliced from 21 exons. The record is from RefSeq and is a predicted model, not a curated record. Lineage: Eukaryota; Metazoa; Chordata; Actinopteri; Cypriniformes; Cyprinidae.